AUGGAACAUCAAUCUGCUACAAAGAAAGGAAAGACAUUAAUAUCCUCUUUCUUUAAAAAGAGAGAUCGUGAAACUAGUGAAAGCACUUCAAUUCCUACUACAAUGGAACAUCAAUUUAGUGAGAAUCUUCUCAUUCCUAGUGUUCAAAUCCCUUCUAUUUCUUCUCCUAAUGAAGAUUAUCAGUCAUCCUCUACUUGUAUUGUACGAGAUCCGGGGGAAAGAAAACAAAUAUGUGAAUAUCAUGUUAAUGUACGAGAUGAGAUAAGACGUUCAUAUCUAAAGAUGGGGCCUUAUCAACCAGAUAUGUUGGAGUAUCCGGCUACAAAAUUUGGAAGUCAAAAUCGUCGAUUUCAGAAAAAAUGGUUCCAGAAAUUUCAUUGGUUGGAAUAUUCGCCUUUAACAAAUAAGACAUAUUGUUUUUAUUGUUUUCUUUUUCUGAAUGAUAUUAAUUCAUCUAAUAUCUCAGCACUGGUCAAUGAAGGAUUUGACAAUUGGAAAAGAGUAAAUCAAGGAAAAACAUGUGCAUUUCUUGCUCAUAUUGGUUCUGUGGCUUCUUCGCCUCAUACUAUGUGUGAGAGAAUGGCUGAAAAUUUGAUGAGACCCUCUCAACAUAUCGAUAAUGUGAUUCAUGUUCAAGCUAAAGAGGAAAAGGAGAAAAAUCGUUUGCGUUUGAGGACCUCAAUUGUCACAGUUCGCUGGCUAGCACUUCAAGGUUGUGCCUUUAGAGGCAACGAUGAAUCUCUAUCUUCAUCUAAUCGUGGAAAUUUUCUUGAAUUGGUGAAGGCUUUUGCAAAAAUGAGUACAGAAAUUAAUGAAGUUGUACUAGAAAAUGCUCCAAAAAAUGCUCAAUAUAUUGCUCCAGAUAUUCAGAAAGAGAUUUUACAUAUUAUGACCAAUAGAAUACGACAGAUGAUUCGUAAAGAAGUUGGAGAUAAAAUCUUUUGUAUUCUUGUUGAUGAAGCAUAA
This is a messenger RNA of Zingiber officinale, 966 nucleotides long. Its product is annotated as zinc finger MYM-type protein 1-like. The transcript has a single exon. NCBI's taxonomy places the organism in Eukaryota, Viridiplantae, Streptophyta, Magnoliopsida, Zingiberales, Zingiberaceae. Bases 1 to 966 code for a protein of 321 amino acids. The record is from RefSeq and is a predicted model, not a curated record.